Molecule: messenger RNA, 1038 nt
Organism: Sphenostylis stenocarpa
Lineage: Eukaryota; Viridiplantae; Streptophyta; Magnoliopsida; Fabales; Fabaceae
Source: the annotation of a GenBank genome assembly
AUGAACAGUUAUCCUUUUGGAUCCCAGGCUCCCAAGUCCUUUCUCGCAUACCCAAGAAACGAAUUUGACUUAGAAUCAGGAAACGCCAUAAAAAGAACCCGAAAGCCCAAAAAUUCGCCCUUUCAUCCCAUCAGAAUGAUAAAAUCAUUUGGGAAUCGUUUGCACCACUUCCUCAAGCUUCACCCUCUAAUGGGUCUCUUCCUGGCCUUGUCCUUUGUGCUUACACUUGUCAUGAUUUUCUCUUUGUAUGGAACGCAAUAUGGGGUGCUGAGUGGUUAUGUAAAAGCUGACAUGGGUUUUGAUUAUCCUUUCUCCAAGCUUCAAAACCUUGUGAUGGUUGCUGGGCAUUCUGUUUACACAAGCAGUAAUUGUGGCAAAAUUGACAGAGAGGAUUCUUGGUUUUUGGAGUCUUAUCAGAAGAAUCCUGGCCAAGCUUCCACUUUUGUGACACACAUUCAUGAAGGGAUUGAAAUUGUGGCAAAGGAUGACUCUGCCUUGCUCCUCUUCAGCGGUGGGGAGACUAGGAGAGAUGCCGGCCCUCGAAGCGAGGCGCAGAGUUACUGGGCUGUUGCGGAUUCAAAAGGGUGGUUUGGUAAGGAAGAAAGUGUGAAAUGGAGAGCACUGACAGAGGAGCAUGCACGUGACAGCUUUGAAAACCUUCUAUUUAGUGUCUGUCGGUUCCGGGAGCUUACUGGCUCCUAUCCCCAAAAUAUAACUGUUGUGAGUUAUGAUUUCAAGGAAAAAAGGUUUGCGCAUCUACAUCGUUCUGCGAUAGGCUUUCCAGAAUCAAGGUUCUCCUAUGCAGGCACUCCUGCUACAGCAAAUGCAAAAGCUGCUGCUCUAAGAGGUGAGGAAUUGGUUAGAACUCAAUUCCAAAAUGAUCCAUAUGGCUGUCGAGGUUCACUUUACCACAAGAAACUAAAGCGUGACCCUUUUCAUCGCUCAAUUCCUUAUCCCAAUGGGUGUCCUGAAAUUGAAGGUUUAUUCAAAUAUUGUGGACCUACUCCUUACCCUGCUGCCCUUCCAUGGGCACAGUAA